Volvox carteri f. nagariensis is the source of this 803-nucleotide messenger RNA. RefSeq lists its product as uncharacterized. The transcript has 4 exons. The coding region runs from base 147 to 755 and encodes 202 amino acids. NCBI's taxonomy places the organism in Eukaryota, Viridiplantae, Chlorophyta, Chlorophyceae, Chlamydomonadales, Volvocaceae. The record is from RefSeq and is a predicted model, not a curated record.
UAAAUAGUCUAGAUCUUGCUGUAACUCGCUGUUGCCCUUUCAUUCAUUCCUUCGCGACUCAUUUAUAAAUUUUCAAUUUCCAUUCGGAGUCGCCCUCACAGCGAAGCACAACCUAACUACCGCCAUAGUGAUUCAUUUCCAUCGUAAUGGCAACUCUCACAGGGACGUCAGGUUGCGCGUGGCGUCAGUGUUUGCCGUCAGUUACACGUCCGCUCGCGCUCAGACGCACCGUGCGGUGUAGAGCUGCGUACCAAACAGAGGCAGGGAUGCCGCCACAGCCUCCACCCCCACCUCCGCCUCCGGGACCGGGCAGCUUUACGCGGCGGAGCCUGUUGCAGCGGUUUGGUGGUUUCGGAGCAGCGGCGGCGGUCGGGGGCGUCGUGGGCUUCCUGGCGGGCUCCCGUAGCGGUGGCGGCGAGAGCGACGAGUUGCGGCGGGAGCUGCAUUUCCGUCGGGACUAUGACGGUCACGUGUUCGUUCGCGAUGGGCGGGGUAGCUGGUGGGAGGUGCGGCUAGACGCCAAGCUGCCGGGCACCCUGCUGCUGCGGGACCCUCGAGACGGCGUGUAUUUCAUCACCUACAACAACAUCCAGCAGAUCGACUUGACCGACGACUACGUGGUUGGGUCUCUAUUCGCGGGCGGGGACUGGGAGGCGAUUGCGCAGCGGGUGCAGGCGCGAGACGACGCGGGGGCGCUGGUGGACGUCAAAAUGCCCAAGGACGCCUUCCGCGACAUGAUCUCCGUGAUGGAUUGAUUGAUUGAUCGACUGAUUGGUUUUUUAACGAUUUCCUGGACGUACUUC